AUGUCACUUUCUGUUGAAACACCACUCAACUUCCUUGACUGUGCGAAAGCAUGGGAACAACUUACAAAAGAAGAGAAAGAGUAUGUGUACCAUUUGAAUAAAGGGAAUUGGGCGACUUUUCUGAUAUCUGUCAAACAAUGCUCUGUCGAGGCUUUUGACAUCUUUGUUGCAUUUCUAAAGAUGUAUCGUACAAUGAAUCACACUGAAUUACUUCAAGCUAGUAAGUCAUCUGAAAAUGCGAAAAAGGGAUACUCUGACUAUGUUGCUUCAUUCUUUGCUAAUGGUGGUAAUUACUUGUCGUUUGGUGACAAGAAGUUCAUACCUUCGUGCACUCCAGAAGAGUUUCUCGAGAUCACCAAGUGCUCUGGACUCAAUUUGUUUGAGCAUUUGGUCGACAUCAUAUACAACACUUCUAAGGAACUUUUACAUUAUGGUAUUCCACCAGAAGGGUGCACGACAUAUUAUUCACCAAAUAUGACUAAAGAGGAAAUAGAGCACUUGAACACUCUUUUACUCAAGAAAGGAUUGUUAUUAGAGAACACACGAAUCGACAAAAUCGAUGACAAGAUCAUUGUUUCGAUUGCAUCAACUGAAGAGAGGAGUGAAGAGUAUGAAAACAUCACAUUACGUUAUGGUCAUUAUAAAGAAGAGUUAAAAGAAUUGGUGAAUGAACUCAAAGCUUGUUUGAGUCUUCCACUUGUCCAGAACAAUUCAACGAAGAAGAACAUGUUUGAGGAAUAUAUCAAAUCAUUCAGUGGAGACUAUACCAAACAUAAGGAAGCACAAAGGUGGUGGGUCAGAGAUCAAAAACCAAGUGUAGAAUUCAACGUAGGGUUCAUUGAAACGUAUGAAGAUCCAAUUGGUACAAGAGGUGAAUGGGAGAUGUUUGUUGCUGUGGUUGACAAACUGAAAACACAAGAGUUGACUGAAUUAGUCAAACGUGCGGGUGAAAUAUUACCGACUUUUCCAUGGCCAAAGGAAUUUGAAAAGUCGGUGUUUGAGUCGCCAGACUUCACAUCGAUUGAUAUCAUAGGGUUUGGCACGUCAGGCCUUCCUAUUGGUAUCAAUUUACCAAAUUACGACGAUGUUCGUAUGGAACAAUUUAAGAACGUUUCACUGUCGAAUGUAAUGUCUGCGAGAAAUGCGGAUGAAGUCAUUCAAUUCAUUACACCAGAGCAACAGGAGUUUUACAAGAAAUAUUCCCCAAGAGCUUUGGAGACACAAGUCGCCCUCCACGAGUUACUUGGACAUGGGAGUGGAAGAUACUUGAGAUGUGAUAAAGGCGUUAAGAACUUCCCAGAAGACUUAUUAAACCCAAUAACUCACGAGAAGGUAAAGUAUUACAUUGAUGAACAAAAGUAUGACUCUGUCUUUGGUGGUCUCGGGAGUUCACUUGAAGAGUGUCGCGCAGAGACUGCCGGACUUUAUUUGACAUACGACAAGACUGUCGGUGAAAUAUUGAAACUUAGUGAUGACGAGAAAUACGCGAAUUGGUUGUCUGAGAUGAGAAGUGGUAUUGUAGGGAUGAAGUUCUAUAACCCCGAGACAAAGAAAUGGGGACAAGCGCAUUGUCAAGCCCGUUUUGCUCUUUAUAAAACAGUAGAGAAGAGUGGGGCUGUUAAAUUUGAAGAUGGCAAUGUCGUAUUAGACAGAAACAUGAUAGGAAAGGGUAUCGAAGAACUCAAGAAGCUUCUUUUGAACAUUCAAGUUGCUCGUGCUACCGGUGAUUUGAAAUUUGCACAAGACUUUUUCAUUCCAUUGAGCACACCAAAUGAAGAAGACUUGAAAAUACGACAAAUUGUUAUUGAUAGAAACAUACCAAGAAGUGGAUUAGUUCAAUGCAAUAUUAUAAAAGAAGGUGAAGAGUAUAAGAUGAAGACAUAUGAACCCAAUGUAGAAGGGAUGAUCCAGUCCUAUCUUGAUCGAUUCAAUUACUAA
Molecule: messenger RNA, 1938 nt
Organism: Entamoeba invadens IP1
Lineage: Eukaryota; Evosea; Mastigamoebida; Endamoebidae
Product: dipeptidyl peptidase III, putative
Exons: 1
Coding region: 1-1938 (645 amino acids)
Biological process (GO): proteolysis
Cellular component (GO): cytoplasm
Molecular function (GO): dipeptidyl-peptidase activity; metalloexopeptidase activity
Source: RefSeq, a predicted model, not a curated record